This is a messenger RNA of Penicillium cosmopolitanum, 948 nucleotides long. RefSeq names its product basic secretory family protein. The record is from RefSeq and is a predicted model, not a curated record. Lineage: Eukaryota; Fungi; Ascomycota; Eurotiomycetes; Eurotiales; Aspergillaceae. The coding region runs from base 1 to 948 and encodes 315 amino acids. The transcript has a single exon.
AUGACAAAAUUCACCACGACAACCCCACCCGCCCCCGCAGCUGCAUCUGCUUCUGCAAUUCCCAAACAUCACACGGGGCCCGAUGCAGACCUUAGUAUACAGCAGAAGGCGGGGCACGAGCAUCCGAAAGAGAAACAAAGCUUGAAGGGAAAGGCUACGAAGCCGAAGCUACGUCUCCACGCCGAAGAACUUCGUCACCCAUCAUCCGUCUCGUUCUUCACUCUCGUUCCCGAUGUCACCUCGAAGCUAGACACGGCCCUCGACAACAUCAUCAGAUACCUCUACACCUCGCCGGCGACAAAAUCCGAAGACAUAGAAAGAAGCAAAAAGAGAACUUGGCCUUCAUUCAACCCUUCCGUACCCCCAACGCGCUCUGUCACCCUCUUCCUCCGUGAUUUCAGUGGUGUCGCGUACACAACCGGCACCGAGCUCGACAAUGACCAUAAGGAAAUUCACCUCUCCCUACCGUACAUCAAACAUUGUACUACCCUCGCAGAUCCGGUUCGAGAAUUAGCCGGUGUGCUCACCCAUGAGCUUGUGCAUUGCUACCAGCAUACGGCACCACCCAAGACUGACGAUGAGCCCGAAACAAAGAUCCCUCACCCGCCAGGAGGUCUGAUUGAAGGCAUUGCGGACUUUGUCCGGUUGAAGGCACACUUGGAUCCUCCGCAUUGGAAGAAGCCCCAGUCCGCUUCAGAGCGGGCUUCUAAAUGGGAUGCUGGAUACCAGCACACUGCGUACUUCUUGGCCUGGAUUGAGGAUGUCUGGGUGGGUGAGGGGGCGAUUGGUAUGCUGAAUGACCGGCUGUUAAGAGUAGGGUAUGUUGGAGAGGAUAAGGAGAAGUCGUUGGCCGGUGAAAUUGGAUUCUGGAGGGGACUUUUUGGGAUGGAGGUUGCUGAGCUGUGGGCGAAGUAUGGCCAAUUUCUUGACAGUGAUGGUGGGAAAUAA